Molecule: messenger RNA, 1062 nt
Organism: Paramecium tetraurelia
Lineage: Eukaryota; Ciliophora; Oligohymenophorea; Peniculida; Parameciidae
Exons: 3
Cellular component (GO): cytosol
Source: RefSeq, a predicted model, not a curated record
AUGCAGACAUCACCAGGAAUUCCAUCUGUAAGAAGAAUAAUAAUAUAUAAAUAAGCUCCAAUGAAGUAAAACAACUCAAUUGGAUAGAUUCCUAAAGCAUUAAUCUAAGAAUUUCAAGUUCAACCUAUCUCAUUUGCAUAAGACAAUAACAUACUAAAUUAAGACAUUUACAAAAUCCCUGAUCAAUAAAAAUCAAAUAUCAAAUAUGAUUCUUAUGCUAAUCCCUACAAUCACAUGAAACAAGAUGCUUACACUCAAUCCAGUCAAUUACUCAACAAUAACAAUUAAUAAAAAUCCAAUAUUCAUUUACAAUCCUAUGUGACAACCUAUCAACCACCUCCAAGAGAAUCUCUCCAAGUCAAUGAUUAUCUAGAUAAAUUUCACUUCACCUCACCCAAUGACAUUAAACUAUUUGAACAAAACAACUAGACUGAUUACAACCAACCAAAUAGAGAGUCCUAUUAAUACUACCCUGCCUAACCAUAAAGUAGGUUCAUGUCUGUCUAAUAACAACAAUAACCUAUUAAAUAAUCAAAUUAUGUGCCUGUUUAAGCAGCAUCCACUUACCUCCCAAAAUAGAAUCUAUCCACUUAUGUUAAUGAAACAUAUCCCAAUGGACAGAGAUACGUUGGCGAAAAGAUCAAUGGCAAAAAAGAAGGCAGAGGAAGAUUGUAUUAUAAAGAGGGAGGCUAUUAUGAUGGAAAUUGGAAGAAUGAUAGAAUUAAUGGAUAAGGUGUUUUAUAUUAUGCCAGUGGAAGACCUGCAUAUGAUGGAGAAUGGAUCGAUGAUAAAUUUCAAGGAUAAGGUAUCUUGUAUAAUGAUACCCCAAAAAUUGAAGAUAUAAAUUACAGAAAUCUAGAAGAUAUCGGAUUUGCUUGGACCAAAUAUGUAGGAUAGUUUUAUGAUGACAACAAAAAUGGUUAAGGAACAUUAUAUCUUUUGAAUGGCGAUCGCUUCGAGGGAAGUUUUUAAGAUGAUCAAGCCUAAGGUUAAGGAAGAUACAUUUCAAUUGGAGGGAAGGUAAUCUAAGGGUUUUGGAACUUUAAUCAUUUUGUGUAAUGA